Molecule: messenger RNA, 396 nt
Organism: Stylonychia lemnae
Lineage: Eukaryota; Ciliophora; Spirotrichea; Sporadotrichida; Oxytrichidae
Source: the annotation of a GenBank genome assembly
AUGUCUUGGGUUAUUUUAUUGUUUGAGAUAGUUGCUAAAAAUCAUAAGAAAAUACAGUCUAGUUAAAAAUUAAGAGAAGUAAGAAGCAUUCUAAAAGCUAUUAUUUCAAUCAUUGAGAUAUAAUUGGGAAUUUCUUAGUCAAAUCACUUAGUAAUAUCCUUCACCUAACUUGGAAAUUUCUUGGAAUAUAUGACACUCAAAGCCAUUACUAUACAUUACUAAAUCAGGCCUUCAUUUGAUAUUGCAGGGACCUCCAAUUAGAAUAGCACUCUAGCUAUCCUUUCCAAUCUAAUCAUACAUUCGGGUCACAAAAGCCCUAGAUUUUCAAUCCAUAUUGGCAGCCUUAAAGUCAUAGGGAUAGACUACUUGGAAUAAAAAGCACUAUAAUUAGCCUGA